AAUGUGUUCUUCUGCCUCUGGCUCUCGUGUCUCCAUGCUGUAGGUUGGCGUGUGGUGAAGCACUGCAAUACAAAUCUACAACGUGGCGAAUGCAAAGAAUGUGAGGCUGAGACGUACAGCAGUUACCAUAAUGACCAGACGUCCUGUGAGCCCUGCACAUCCUGCUCACACCCCAAUGCUAAUCUAGAAGUUGUCGAACACUGCACUCCUGCCAGUGACGCAAAGUGUGGAUGUAAAAAGGAUCACUACUGUGUUACUGCCGAAGAAAGCUGUAAACUUUGCCACCCCUGUAAAACAUGUGACGGUCCUGAGAACAUCAAAGAACCGUGUACAGGCCACAGUAAUACAGUCUGCAAGGAAAUACGUGAAGGGGGAAAUACAGGCAGAAUUAUUGCUGUUGUAAUUAUUCCAGUAGUAGCAGCAGCAGCGGUGAUGGUUGGGGUGUUUAUUUGGAAAAAGAGAACAUUCAGCAGACAGAGGCAAGGCCAACUGCCAAAUGAUGUGGAGAUGCAGCUUCUUUAUGAUAAGGAUCUCCAGCCUUACCUACCUGACAUUGCAGAAGCGAUGGGAUGGAAGGAUAUGAAGUAUGUAGCAAUACGUAGCAAGAUACCAAUGACUGCUAUUGAGUCCUGUCAACUGGACCACCCUCAUGAUAGUAAGGAGCAGACUGUCAAACUACUGAUGAUCUGGGUGGAGAAACAGGGCUCGGAUGCAGCAAAGAACUUGCUUGAAAUCCUACAAAGAAGUGGCAAAAGGAGAAAGGCCGAGAAUGUGAAAGACAUAUUGAGUCGUGGUUAAUAGAUGAAAGCUUCCGGUUUGAAUGUGUCUAUUGUGAGCACUUUUUUAAAAAUGUUUGCAGUGCUGUCUAAUGUAUGAAUUGAACUGCUGAAUUGUAAACGUGUGAGUUAAGAUUUUUGAGGACUACAGCAAUCUACAGAGGAAAGACACGGAGGAAUCCACUACUGUCUGCUUCCCAGUGUAUGAAAUAAUGGUGUGAGAGGUUUUUUUCAAACCCCAAAUCCUGUGUUUACAUAAUGUUUGUGGAGAUAUGUGCCAUUUUUUGUGAUGAAUUGCGUGUGCCAUAGUUUAUAUAUUGUGCAAUAAAUUUGUAAAUAAGUGUCA
Molecule: messenger RNA, 1122 nt
Organism: Dicentrarchus labrax (European seabass)
Lineage: Eukaryota; Metazoa; Chordata; Actinopteri; Moronidae
Gene: fas
Product: Fas cell surface death receptor
Exons: 7
Biological process (GO): activation-induced cell death of T cells; motor neuron apoptotic process; negative regulation of apoptotic process
Cellular component (GO): membrane raft; external side of plasma membrane; CD95 death-inducing signaling complex
Molecular function (GO): protein binding; tumor necrosis factor receptor activity
Source: RefSeq, a predicted model, not a curated record